Protopterus annectens (West African lungfish) is the source of this 2268-nucleotide messenger RNA. It is a transcript of the gene ANKRD33B, whose product is annotated as ankyrin repeat domain 33B. Gene Ontology annotation, molecular function: protein binding. Bases 1 to 1533 code for a protein of 510 amino acids. Lineage: Eukaryota; Metazoa; Chordata; Ceratodontiformes; Protopteridae. The record is from RefSeq and is a predicted model, not a curated record. The transcript is spliced from 4 exons.
AUGACCGCCGUCAAGAAUGGACACCACAGCGCCUCCGCCAUCUCCACAGUCGGGGUUCAUCCAAGUCCCAGCUCAGAGGUCGCAGGUGGAGUCCUCACUGUGUCAGACUACUGUCACAGUAACUCUCUUGGUAGCAGCAACGAUGAUUUCUCCAGCCAGGAGGAAGAAGAAGAGUACGAAGAGUACGAUGAUUUCUCUGAACUGCCAGACACCCGCAGCAUUGCUUCUGAUGACUCGUUUUACCCGCCCGAUUCAGUUUCACUAGUCGAUGAAGACAGGGCAUCCACUCCACAGAGCCCUACACCCCUUACUUUAUUCCAAGCGUGUUCCUCCAAUAACGCCCUCCUUGUAAAAGUGAUGAUUCGCCAAGGUCUAAGCGAGAGGGAAGUUCGGGAAACUGACAAAAACAGUAGGACGUGCCUCAUCAUGGCUUGUUAUCAAGGCUUUGUGGAUGUUGUCACUGCAUUGUCUCAAUGCCCUUUUGUUGAUGUUAACUGGCAGGACAAAGAAGGAAAUACAGCAUUGAUUAUGGCUGCACAAGCAGGACAUAUAACUAUCACUAACUAUUUGCUGAAUUACUUCCCAGGCCUUGAACUUGAAAAGAGAAAUGUUCAUGGGUUCACUGCACUGAUGAAAGCUGCCAUGCAGGGGAGAACAGAAUGUGUCAGAGCUUUAAUGUUAGCAGGGGCAGAUAUUCAUGCAUUUGACCCAAAUCGACAUCUAACUCCCCAUGGGUGGGCACAGUUCACAGGAAGAUAUGAAACCAUCUGUAUUAUGCAAAAACUUCUGAAGAAACCUUGUCCAGUACAAAUAGGUGAUGCAUAUAAGCCAGAGUGGCCAAAGCUGAAGGAACUUUUAGCCAAAGCAAAUGAGCCUAAAUCUUGUUUGGACAGGAUCUGUGAGCAUAUGAGGUCAUUUUUUGCCAUUAAGUUUCCCCAUGACCCAGAAGAUGAUGGUGUUUUUGAUCACAUGGUUAGGAUGACAACUGGUCUUUCCAGUCCAUUUGUUGCAACUGCAUGUAAUACAGUCUGUCCAAGUAGUCCUCCAUGUGUGGGAAAACGCAGAUAUGCUGUACAAGAAAUUUUAGCAAGGAAAAGAGCUAAGGACAUAAAAUCCCAAACACAUUACUUUAAAAGGGAUUAUCAGAAAUUAUUCCAAAAUUCUCAAAUGCUGAUAGUCACAAAGAAACAAGAUCGAAGGGCCAGUCUGCAACUUCAGAGGGUUUCAUCUCCCGAGCUGAACGUUUCAUGCAGUCGAAGAGUUAGCAUGUUACCACUUAAUGUGUUCAGACGAAGCAGCAUAAGACCUGGAUUCAUUAUUCCCAAAGUGAGAAUCAUAAAGGCACCUGCAACAAAUUACCAGCCAGAGAGAGUAAGACGAAAUAGUAGCAUGAGAGACAGUGACCACUUACAAAUACCAAAAUGGAGGUACAAAGAACUGAAGGAAGAGAAGAGAAGGGCAGCACAAGAAGAAGAAAGGAGAAAGGCUAUGCAAGCUGCAAAGCAAAAACAACAAUCAUUUCCAAAAAAAUAAAACAAGUUGAUCUGAUCUAUGCAAAUGAUUUCACUCAGGGAACUGAGUAUCUCAGUAAUAUAGCUGCUAAUAAGUAAAUGCAGAGAGGUUUUGAAAGCCAAAACUAAAGCUGCUGAAGUGUUAGUAUUCAUGUUUCUCCAAACGUGCAUGAAGGAACGCUGAAACAAUGGUCAUCAGCUCAAAUGAAAAAGUAAAGAACAGUAAUUCUGAUAGUCUUUGGUAUAUGCCUUAACAUUCAUUGUCAUAUCUUUGAACUGUGAAAUAGAUUCAGAAAUGGGCUAGGUAUUCCAUAUAUAUAUGAAAUAUAAAGACACUUAGUAUUACUUAUGUGGAGAAUGCCAUCUGUAGGGGGACAAGUCUUGCCACAUAAGGCAUGAAAUUAACAUUUGACUGCAGAACAAUUCAUCUCUCCAUGUUGAAUGAUGUCUUGUUUGGGCUGGGUGGCUGCUGCUGUCUAUUUAAAAGAGUGUGUUCCCAAGAAACAUAGAUACUGCCAGACCAUAUACUAAAGUUUCAAAACUGAAAACAAGGAAAUAAACCUUGUGCUUGACAUCUGACAUCAAAUGUAUAAAACUUCUCUGUGCCAGACUGAAAAUGCUUAUGUCAAAAAACUGCUAAUGUGCAAUCAGUGGUUCUUGUUUAACAAACUUGUACCAUUUUAAUGAUUGACUUUUGUCUAUCUAGCCUUCUAGAUAGUUCUUUGCAAAGGGAAAAGAAAAGUCUGUAUAAAUGUUA